AUGUCCAUCCGCCUCCCGGUUAACAUGCCGGAUGACCCGUUGUCCUCUUCAGCGCCGACUGCGCAGCCAGCCCCCGGCUUAGCGGUACCCACUCGCUCUAAGCACACGGCACGCCCGAAGAAGUCGUCGCGCGCGGAGCGGAAGCCGCGUUUGGAGAGAGGAACACGCUCGGGAGCGUCGGGCUCCCCACGAAUGACACCCACAGCGCGACCCAACGCGACCGCCGAUCUCCACAGACAACUCGACGUCCUCGAGGGUCGCGCGGAAGAGCCCAAGUCGCGCGCCGAAAAUAUCGGCACGAUCGUGCUUGGCAACAUAUCCAGCUGUGUCUUCUUUGCCGCGGUCUGCGCCGUCUGGACCGGUGUUUGCACCUACGCGGGCUGGUGGGUGCUCCAGCAGAAGGAACCCUAUGCCAACAACUAUGGCAUCGUCUGGACAGCCCCGUUCGGCGCAGCCAUUAUCUCCGUGCCAUUCUACCAGGUGUGGUGGGUGUAUAAUAAGCUGGAGGCAUGGUACGAGGCGAAGCACAGGAUAUACGAGCCUCCGAAGGAGCUCCCGCGGUGGUGGACGUCGCAGCAGCGUGACACAUACGUGUCCCCGCCUCCGAAGCUCGCACACCGGUAUAGUGGCACGGUCAUCGUUGUCUGCACCAUCGCGGGCUUACUAUCGGGCGGCCUGCUGGGACCCAUGUUGGCGACGAAGUUACAUCUCGAUAACAUCGACGACCAGAUGACGGUGCUGGCUGCGACGAGGCUUGGAGGCGUAGGCACCGGGAUUAUCACGGGGUUUUUAGUUAUCGCUCUGUCGACAUCAUACGGUACUUGGUCGUGGACUUACAAUAGACUGCUGUAUAUAUGGACGAAUGGAACGUCGGUGCCGUCGCCGGAGUCGAUGCGUCUGGCAUCGAUUUCCGCUCGAGGCUCCGCCAAGUCUGCCUUGUCCUGCGGAGUUGCGUCGCAGCCGUCGCUGAGUCCAACAGGGGAUUGCGCCGCUGUUGCGGACCGUCGCGGCUCUUCUCUACCUCAUCGAUUCCAGCGGUUGUUCUUGACUCGCCUCCGACGCAUGUUGUCGAGAUGGUCACGAGCUAUACAGCAGGAAGUAUUGGAGAGACCUCAUAAUAUGGCCGUUGUGACGGUGCAUAGCACGCAGCAAAGGGAGUCAAGCCAGUGA
This is a messenger RNA of Rhodofomes roseus, 1170 nucleotides long. RefSeq lists its product as uncharacterized. The transcript has 4 exons. Lineage: Eukaryota; Fungi; Basidiomycota; Agaricomycetes; Polyporales; Fomitopsidaceae. The coding region runs from base 1 to 1170 and encodes 389 amino acids. The record is from RefSeq and is a predicted model, not a curated record.